AUGCCCACGAAGCAUAGCGGCCCAGGCGAUUGGCCUCUGAUCAUCGACCAGCUGGUCACACUGGUGGAUGGUAUUGAGAAUGUCGACACGGCCGUGGACAUGGCUCUCAAGGCGUUUCCGGACCCCGGGAAGAACCCGCUGCUCGCUGAGGGCAUCGAAGACGGCACCACGUUUCUCAACUGGGUCGCCAACUUUCUCAAUUGGGUCCCGUCCGAAGUCAAGGAUUCCACCCACGUCUACGACAUGCUCUGCAUCUUCUACUUCGUCCUCGACCAAGCGCCUCUGUCCAGCUAUCAAACCGAGAUCACACCGGCGUCUGAGAACCAGCCGCUCAAGCCGCUGUCGGCGUGGAUGGUACUCUUUGCCCAGCAAAUGGGGCAGUUCAUGCACACCACGACCUCCUUCAAUCGGGAUAAAUUCGCUUCGUUCCAGAAGGCGACACUGUAUAACACGGGGGAGAGCGAGAGCCCUGACGGGUCGGCCUACCGUACCUUCAACCAGUUCUUUGCCCGCCGCCUGGCUGUGCCGCGUCCCAUCGACGGCCCUGGCGAUAACAAGGUGGCCGUCUACCCGGCCGACAGCAGAUUCGACGCCGCCUUCACCAUAGACGCCAACGACCAGACGGACCCCAGUGCGGAUCAAAUCGUGCCUCCGCUUGAAACGGUUUCGGUGAAGGGUGUUCCUUGGGACAUCAACACGCUCCUCAACGGCAGCCAGUACGCUUCCUCAUUCGCGGGCGGUGUCUGGUCGCACUCGUUCCUGUGCACCUGGAACUAUCACCGCCUGCACGCGCCCGUCUCCGGCACCGUCGUCGAGGCGAGAGUGAUUCAAGGAGGCGCAUACCUCCAGGUCAUAGCCGACCCAGACAAGGGGGGCUUCAAGAAGCGCCGCUAUAUCGGCAAGCGCCAUACAAAUAAGAAGGGUUAUGCACACUUGGACGCCAUCGACGGGGCUGGUUAUCAAUUCCUUCAGACUCGUGGUCUCUUUGUCAUUGACACCAGCACUUCCCCUGAUGGCGACAUUGGGCUCGUCGCCGUCCUUCCUAUCGGCAUGGCCCAAGUGGACUCGGUGGUGCCUCUCGUCCGAGCCAAGACGGACAUCACCGAGCCUACCUUCCCCUUCCUGGUGCAAAAGGGCGACCCGCUAGCCUACUUCCAGUUCGGCGGGUCCGACAUCAUUGUCGUGUUCCAGGAAAAGGCCGGCCUCGGGCCCAAGUCCUUCUUCCCCGAUCCCAACCAGGACACAGCGCCGCAUGAUCCUUCCAAGCAAUGGUCCUGGUACGGCCAGAAGCUUGCACAGGCUGCGCCUCAUUAG
Molecule: messenger RNA, 1314 nt
Organism: Chaetomium strumarium
Lineage: Eukaryota; Fungi; Ascomycota; Sordariomycetes; Sordariales; Chaetomiaceae
Product: phosphatidylserine decarboxylase-domain-containing protein
Exons: 2
Coding region: 1-1314 (437 amino acids)
Biological process (GO): phospholipid biosynthetic process
Molecular function (GO): phosphatidylserine decarboxylase activity
Source: RefSeq, a predicted model, not a curated record